This is a messenger RNA of Erinaceus europaeus (western European hedgehog), 5285 nucleotides long. RefSeq names its product cyclin and CBS domain divalent metal cation transport mediator 2 (gene CNNM2). Gene Ontology annotation, cellular component: plasma membrane. Gene Ontology annotation, molecular function: magnesium ion transmembrane transporter activity. The transcript has 8 exons. Bases 182 to 2806 code for a protein of 874 amino acids. The record is from RefSeq and is a predicted model, not a curated record. Gene Ontology annotation, biological process: magnesium ion homeostasis; transport. NCBI's taxonomy places the organism in Eukaryota, Metazoa, Chordata, Mammalia, Eulipotyphla, Erinaceidae.
CCCUCCUCCCUCCCGCUAGCCUCGAGGUUUCUCUGCUGGACGAGGCCGAGUCUGUGUCAGUCAGAGAGGCGGACUGCAGAGAAAGGAGACAGGCGCUCUGUUGCAACCUCGCCCCGAGGCCAGUGCCCGUGCCCGCGGCGCUGGGUGGGAAGGAUGCCGCUGCAGCUGAGGCAGCCCCCUUAUGAUUGGCUGUGGCUCUUGUGAACCCGAAGUAAAGAUGGCGGGCGGGCAGGCAGCCGCCGCACUGCCCACUUGGAAGAUGGCGGCGCGCCGCAGCCUCAGCGCCCGCGGCCGGGGGGUCCUGCAGGCGGCGGGGCGGCUGCUGCCGCUGCUACUGCUGAUCUGCUGCUGCGGCGCGGGCGGCUGCGCGGCGGCGGGCGAGAGCGAGGAGACGGUGAUCAUCGGACUGCGGCUGGAGGACACGAACGACGUGUCGUUCAUGGAAGGAGGGGCGCUGCGGGUGAGCGAGCGGACUCGGGUCAAGCUGCGGGUGUACGGCCAGAACAUCAACAACGAGACCUGGUCCCGCAUCGCCUUCACCGAGCAGGAGCGGCGGCCCCACAGCCCGGGCGAGCGCGGACUGGGGGGACCCGCGCCGCCGGAGCCGGACAGCGGCCCCCAGCGCUGCGGCAUCCGGACUUCGGACAUCAUCAUCUUGCCCCACAUCAUCCUCAACCGCCGGACUUCGGGCAUCAUCGAGAUCGAGAUCAAACCUCUGCGCAAGAUGGAGAAGAGCAAGUCCUACUACCUGUGCACGUCGCUGUCCACGCCCGCCCUGGGCGCCGGCGGCCCGGGGACCGCGGGGGGUGCCGUCGGGGGCAAGGGCGGCUCGGGGGUGGCGGGGCUGCCGCCGCCCCCCUGGGCCGAGACCACCUGGAUUUACCACGACGGCGAGGACACCAAGAUGAUCGUGGGCGAGGAGAAGAAGUUCUUGCUGCCCUUCUGGCUGCAGGUGAUCUUCAUCUCCCUGCUGCUGUGCCUGUCGGGCAUGUUCAGCGGACUCAACCUGGGCCUCAUGGCCCUGGACCCGAUGGAGCUGCGCAUCGUGCAGAACUGCGGCACCGAGAAGGAGAAGAAUUACGCCAAGCGCAUCGAGCCGGUGCGCCGCCAGGGCAACUACCUGCUGUGCUCGCUGCUGCUGGGCAACGUGCUGGUCAACACCACGCUCACCAUCCUGCUCGACGACAUCGCGGGCUCCGGCCUCGUGGCGGUGGUGGUGUCCACCAUCGGCAUUGUCAUCUUCGGGGAGAUCGUGCCCCAGGCCAUCUGCUCCCGCCACGGCCUGGCCGUGGGGGCCAACACCAUCUUCCUCACCAAGUUUUUCAUGAUGAUGACCUUCCCGGCUUCUUACCCGGUCAGCAAGCUGCUGGACUGCGUCCUGGGCCAGGAGAUCGGCACCGUCUACAAUCGGGAGAAACUGCUGGAGAUGCUCCGGGUCACCGACCCCUACAACGACCUCGUCAAAGAGGAGCUGAACAUCAUCCAAGGGGCGCUGGAGCUCCGCACCAAGACGGUGGAGGACGUGAUGACCCCGCUCCGGGACUGCUUCAUGAUCACAGGCGAGGCCAUCCUGGACUUCAACACCAUGUCGGAGAUCAUGGAGAGCGGCUACACCCGCAUCCCGGUGUUUGAGGGCGAGCGCUCCAACAUCGUGGACCUCCUCUUCGUCAAAGACUUGGCCUUCGUGGAUCCCGACGACUGCACGCCCCUGAAAACCAUCACGAAGUUUUACAAUCAUCCCUUGCACUUUGUUUUCAACGACACCAAGUUGGACGCUAUGCUCGAGGAAUUUAAGAAAGGUAAAUCUCACCUGGCCAUUGUGCAGCGAGUGAACAAUGAAGGAGAGGGGGAUCCGUUUUAUGAAGUUCUGGGAAUCGUCACUCUAGAAGACGUCAUUGAAGAAAUCAUCAAAUCUGAAAUUCUUGAUGAAACCGACUUAUACACUGAUAACAGAACUAAGAAGAAAGUGGCCCAUCGGGAACGAAAGCAGGAUUUCUCUGCCUUUAAGCAGACAGACAGCGAGAUGAAGGUUAAAAUAUCACCACAGCUUCUCCUGGCCAUGCACCGUUUCCUAGCAACAGAAGUAGAGGCAUUUAGCCCAUCCCAGAUGUCAGAGAAGAUCCUUCUAAGGCUGCUAAAGCAUCCCAAUGUCAUCCAGGAACUGAAGUUUGAUGAGAAGAACAAGAAAGCCCCAGAAUACUACCUCUACCAGCGAAACAAACCUGUAGACUACUUCGUUCUCAUUUUGCAGGGAAAAGUGGAAGUAGAAGCUGGGAAAGAAGGUAUGAAGUUUGAGGCCAGUGCUUUUUCAUACUAUGGUGUGAUGGCCCUUACAUCUUCACCGGUUCCUCUGUCCCUGUCUCGUACCUUUGUUGUCAGCAGAACAGAGUUGUUAGCAGCAGGUUCACCAGGUGAAAACAAGUCGCCCCCUCGCCCAUGUGGCCUGAACCACUCAGAUUCGCUCAGUCGAAGCGACCGGAUCGAUGCAAUCACACCGACGCUGGGGAGCAGCAACAACCAGCUGAAUUCCUCCUUCCUGCAAGUCUACAUCCCUGACUACUCUGUCCGCGCCCUCUCUGAUAUUCAGUUUGUGAAGAUCUCCAGACAGCAAUACCAAAAUGCCUUGAUGGCAUCCCGGAUGGACAAAACCCCGCAGUCUUCGGACAGUGAAAACACAAAAAUUGAAUUGACUCUUACGGAACUGCACGACGGGUUACCAGACGAGACGGCCAACCUGCUCAACGAACAGAACUGUGUAUCUCACAACAAGGCCAACCACAGCCUGCACAGCGAGGGCGCCAUCUAGCGGCGCCUUCCGCCCACGGCCCGGGGCCAGGCCGCCGGCCUCCGAUGAGACUCACACUCACUCCCAGUGUGAGCUCGGUGCGGGGUCCGGGUCGGGCAUCCUGCAACAUCCGAGACCAAAGACUUUGCCCCCUUCCCAGUGGCGGCGGGAGGGGAAACAGGGAACCCAGAGAUGCGGCACUGACGGUUGGGGCGUGGCAUUCGAGGUAUUUUUCAGAGACGAACUACUUCCGCCCAGAUAGAAUCAUGGUUUUGUUUUUUUUUCAGCCGUACAUUUUUUCUCAGUACUUGCUUCUCCUUUUUCUUCCAUGUGCAUGAAGCUGGAAAUUGUCGCGACUUUUUUUCUACCCUUCACUCCCAAGAGAUCAUGUUUUCAAAGUGUCUCCUGCAGAGUUGAGCGUUGAUCUGUCUGCAGUCUGCUGUGGCCCCAGGAUGUGACCCUCCCUCUUCCCACCCCGUGGCCUUCCUUGGCACACCCUCCCUCUGCACCCCUUGGGUGCUGCUGUUGAACUUGAAGGAUGAGUGAAGAAAGCUGUGUGGGGCUCCUGACUACCCAAGGGAAUGCAGUCCAGUAUUGUCUCAAGACGUUCAUGUCUGACUGUGCCCCUCACCCUCCAAAAGGUUGACACCCUGUGGGUGUGACCUUGCCCCCACUCUAAGGAAUUUUUAUCACCAAAAUGAAUGUUAAUGGAUUUUAAACCCACGUUUUAUCAUCGGCAAGAAGCCAAGUGACUUCACCCCUACAUUUCUGCAGCUCGGGGUCUCCUAUGCGCCCCAGGGCUCUGUCACCCACCUCCCCAUCCUCGCUCUUGUGAACCCAAGAUGCUGCUACACAGAUGCCAAAUGGAAAUCUUCCACGAGGUGUGGAGCUCGGGCUCCUGCCUUUCCCGCCGGGAUGCAUGUAAAUUGUCUGGAGAGAAAGAGGAAUUGGACCUUCCAGCUGCACUCUGUGCUCCAGGCCCUGGAGGCUCACACCCCGGUGUUCAAAGGGGGAACUCUGGGGACUGUCAGCCCCUGACCCUCCUUCCAGGGCACCCACCUCCAUUCCUGCCCCAGUGUCCCUGGGCCCGCAGUCCCCAUGGUGGCUGUUAUCACCUGCCAGAGAGGCUGCCUGUACAGCCAGGGGCCAUUUCACCCCAAACAGGGAUUCAGAAACCAAAUGUGUGUUGUGGCCAUUUCAUAUGUGUCUCUGUCUCGUUUUAAUACCAAAUCCACCGCCCAGAUUAAGAUUAACAUCAGGAGGCUAGUUCUUGAGUGACUUUGAAGUCUUAGCCCUCUUAUCUGUGUUCUAAGUGUUAGCCCUGGUGAUGUGUGCAUUUUGCUUUGUUUCUUUGGCCCCUGUGAAAUGUGUGCCCUGAAAUGAAUCCACACUGACCACGGCUCUCAGAACAGUCAGUCCCCUCCACGUCCAGUCACUAGCAAGAAGAUGGCUUCUGCUCUGAGAGUCUGAGCCAACAGAAGCUCCUGAGGCCAAUGGUGUGUGUGUGUGUGUGUGUGUGUGUGUGUGUGUGUGUGUGUGAUUGAUUGUUACCUCCUGGGGAGCAGUUUGGGGGUUCUGGUGUCACAUGCAUGCCUGAUACCAUUUUUUUCCUCUGGGAAGUCAGUCCUGGAAUAACUCCCCUCAGAAGGUGCUGUACCCACCUCCCCCUAGCGUGUAAAGUACUGGCCUGACCUGGGAGAGUCACACUGACUUGCUGAUGGCACCCAGCCUCCCACCGUGGGAUGGAGCCCCCACCAGGCAGCCCACUCUUCUCAGUGUCCCCUUCUAUAAAUGGUUAAGAUGACUUUCGAAAGUGCACCUAGCUGAGCACACCGCACUCUGAUAAAAGAACUGGGAUGUCCUGUACAGGACAUAGAAAGGGAGGUUUCCUGUGACAAAGUGACAGCUGGCCCUGCACAGGAAGGGGCUUCUCCCCAGCAGCCAGGUCACACCCUUGGCUGGACAGCACUUGCCUUCCUGUGGUCUGAGGGAGCCAGGUGCUCUGACCCACAGGACUCUUCUUUUCACCACAUAGCUCCUGAGCUGUCUGCUUCUCCACCUCAGGUGGCUAUGCUCCUAGAAUUUGUGUGGAGUGUGAGGCCUCUUCCUGAGUCCCACUCUUCCAUGAUGAAUCCUAAAGCACUGUGAGGGCCCAGGGAGUGCAGAGAAGAUUCUAGCUCCCGCCUCCUUGACUUUAGGGAGAAGCAGGUCAAUUUCUCAGUGCUGUCUUACCUGCUCACUUUAUGAAAAGUCCUUCUUGCACUGAAACUCCCAGAGGAUGAACUGUUAGCUUCCCAAGUUUUCCUGUAAACCAUUUGGGGUAGGGGAAGACGGGGGUCAGCCAUCAACCCCAGAGUCUCAUGUGCUCUGCCAGUGAGUUACAUCCUCGGCCAUGUCAAACACUCUUUAUCUAUAAACGUUAACAUGAUUCGAUAACAACAGGGAAUCCAAAAUAAUUCCUGUCUGGUCCCUGAAGUUAAUAAAGACUGACAUUUGACUG